Molecule: messenger RNA, 2600 nt
Organism: Colossoma macropomum (tambaqui)
Lineage: Eukaryota; Metazoa; Chordata; Actinopteri; Characiformes; Serrasalmidae
Gene: mfsd2aa
Product: major facilitator superfamily domain containing 2aa
Exons: 14
Coding region: 108-1700 (530 amino acids)
Biological process (GO): carbohydrate transport
Cellular component (GO): membrane
Molecular function (GO): lysophospholipid:sodium symporter activity
Source: RefSeq, a predicted model, not a curated record
UAACGGUUUCGUCUGAUGCUGAACUUAGACAGUGAGAGCUGAACUCAGACAGUGAGAGCUGAACUGGGCUUUAACACGGAGGAUAUUCGGACAAGAUCCAGUCUGAGAUGGCGAGAGGAGAGGGGGCUGAGCAGUUUCCGUCCACUCUGCUGCCUUCGGUGAAACCUAUAACUCCAGAUGGAAUCAAAAGCGCCAAGGAGAAGGAAAAGAAGACGAAUAAGAAUCUCUCCAUAUGCAGUAAACUGUGUUAUGCCAUCGGAGGAGCGCCAUAUCAGAUUACAGGAAGCGCUCUGGGCUUCUUCCUGCAAAUCUACCUGCUGGACGUGGCUCAGUUGGACCCAUUCUAUGCAUCUAUAAUCCUGUUCGUUGGGAGGGCUUGGGACGCUGUGACUGACCCCACUGUCGGCUUCAUGGUGAGCAGGAGUCCUUGGACACGUCACGGCCGAAUGAUGCCCUGGAUCCUGCUGUCGACGCCGUUUGCAGUGAUCAGCUAUUUUCUGAUCUGGGUGGUUCCUCCAGUGGACAACGGAAAAGUGGUCUGGUACCUGAUUUUCUACUGCCUCUUCCAGUCCCUGCAGACGUGUUUUCAUGUGCCGUACUCCGCUCUGACCAUGUUCAUCAGCUCCGAGCAGAAAGAGAGAGAUUCUGCCACGGCGUAUCGUAUGACUAUAGAGGUGUUGGGUAGUGUUAUUGGAACUGCCAUCCAGGGUCAGAUAGUGGGCGGAGCCAAUGCUCCAUGUUUAAACCACACCUCCUCUCUGAAUGACAGUGUUCUACAGCUGAGCUCGGAAGUCAACGCCUCUCACGUCUCACUGGAUGACACAAAACAGGCAUACAUGUUGGCGUCUGGUGUGAUCAGCAUCAUCUACGUGCUCUGUGCUGCUGUGCUGUUCCUGGGAGUUCGAGAGCAGCAAGAUGUGCAGCGCAGAGCAGAUCGAUGUCUGUCCUUCGUGGAGGGUCUCCGGCUGCUGCAGACACACGGGCCAUACGUUAAACUGGUCACGGGAUUCCUCUUCACUUCGCUGGCCUUUAUGCUGAUGGAGGGGAACUUUGCGCUGUUCAUCACCUACACGCUGGGAUUUCGCGAUGACUUCCAGAACAUCCUACUGGUCAUAAUGCUUUCCGGUGCUCUCACCAUUCCUCUGUGGCAGCUGUUCCUCACCCGUUUCGGCAAAAAAACUGCAGUCUACAUCGGCAUCUCGUGGGCAAUCCCUUUCAUGAUCCUGGUGGUGUGUAUCGAGAGUAAUCUCAUCGUGUCCUACAUCGUUUCUCUGGCGGCUGGUUUCAGCGUGGCUGCAGCUUUCCUCCUGCCAUGGUCGAUGCUUCCGGACGUGGUGGAUGAUUUUAAAGUACAAAAUCCAGACUCUCAAGGACACGAGGCCAUUUUCUACUCCUUCUACGUUUUCUUCACCAAGUUUGCCUCUGGAGUCUCGCUCGGAAUCUCGACACUCAGUUUACACUUUGCGGGUUAUGUGACACGAGGCUGCGUCCAGCCCGACUCGGUGCAUUUAACUCUGAAGAUGCUGGUAUCAGCUGCUCCGGUCAGCCUCAUCAUCCUCGGCCUGCUGAUCUUCAGAUCGUAUCCCAUCAACGAGCAGCGGAGAAAGUACAACCGCAGCCAGCUGCAGGCACUCCUACAGGACAGCAGUGAACAGGACUCUGAUACUUCUGAGUCUUCUGACUUGGGAAGUGCAGUUUAAAAAGAAGAAUAUUAAGAACACACUGCCAUCAGUGUCCUCUGCCCUGGCCUGUAGAGGUCAGUGUGAGAUCACAGCAACCGCUGUGAGUGUCGUCAGUGCCUUUUACUGACCUUUCCUAAGGUCCUGGACUGGAUCAGCAGAGUGGACGGUUGGACUAGUGCCCGGGGUGUUAGGUCCACUACAGCCACCCUGCAGGACACCAUCUGCUGCGUUCACUAAUCCUGCGUUCUGCCUCCACCUGGUGGACGAGCGGAACCACAGUGGAAUGACUAAAAUAAGAAUAAUAAUAAAAUAAGAAAAUAAAAGAAACACCGGCUACAAAAGCACAAAAAAAAGAAAAAUAUGGCCAAAAGAUUUCGUAAUCCAAAAGUCAAUUUGCAUCGUCCAGAUAUUGAACAAUGCAAAUUAACUUACUGUGUAUUUUCUUGUUUUUGAGAAAACAGAGUUGUGUGAAUGUGAUUUCAGUUUGUCUGAGUGAGAUUAUGAUUGCCUUGCAGAAAGGAAUUAUUUUUCUUCCUUUUUUGCGAAGCUUUCCAAAGUACAAAGUUUUGAUAUUUGCACUAAGUAGUAACAUCAUGAUUCAGUUUCGUUUUGUGGCCCUUGAGUAGUUUUAAAUUGGUGGCCCAAAUCUUUACUGACAAUACUUUGUACUAACUUUUGUAAAAUGUAAUUUGUGUAAGACAAGCAGUGACUACAUGUCUAUCAACGUGCUGCAUUAAAGGGAAAUUCCAUCCGUUUUUUUCCUAAAUUCCCUCAUAACUCAGUGUGUGGGAUAUAAACAGAGUGAUUCACAGUGGUUUGAUGUGAAAUGGUUCAGAUGUCUUUACAGUGGUGCUGAUAGGAACCAGGGGUCGCCAUGACUACAACACAAAUAUAGACAUUUUAUUUACUAUCCAGAAC